Dovyalis caffra is the source of this 414-nucleotide messenger RNA. The record is from the annotation of a GenBank genome assembly. Lineage: Eukaryota; Viridiplantae; Streptophyta; Magnoliopsida; Malpighiales; Salicaceae.
AUGGAGUUGUCUGUGUAUCAUCAACCUUCCCCAUGGUACUAUUUCCUUGCAAACCCUGCCCUCUUCUCCUAUCCCCCCACCCCAGAAAACCAUGUUAGCUGGUCUCAAACCCCUGAGUCUCACGUAUACUCUGCUGACCUCCCCGGUGUGAGGAAAGAGGAGAUAAAACUGGAGUUAGAAGAUUCAAGGUACCUCAUAAUUAGAACUGAGGCCAUUGAUGAAUCAGCUCAGCCUGCUAAGACCUUCAAGAGAAAAUUCAGGCUUCCUGGUGGGAUUGAUAUUGAGGGAAUAUCAGCUGGAUUCGAAGAUGGUGUCUUAACAGUCACUGUACCAAGAGCUUUUAGAAGGAGGGGAUUCUUUAUUGACCCAACAGAUGUGCCUGAAAGGCAAGAACUUCUUGCUAGGGCUGCUUGA